AUGCUAUUUUCUUCAUCCGAGUGCAUCACCUGGUUUGCUGUAACCCUUACCGUGUGUGUUGCUAUAGUAACAGUGAACCUUCUAUCAAUCAUUCUUUUCAUAAAAAACCGCAGUCUUCGCACUCGUGCCAUGUACCUUGUUAUAAACCUGACCAUAGCUGAUAUGUUUGUCGGAGGAUUUUCUCACUUUUUUCUAUUUCAAGUCCUCUUACCACAAUUAUGCGACAUUGUGAAAAUGAACUUAAGCCAGGAACUGAAAGUGAUAAUUACCUUUCUCUUUGUCUGGUUUCCUCUGACCUCUCUAACAAACAUUGCAGUCAUUUCAAUAGAUCGGAUGCAUGCAACAAUUCGUCCCUUCAGGCAUCGCCUCAUCAAAAAGCGGGUAUACGGGGUAACAAUUGCUGGUGUCUGGGUUUUAGCUGCAAUGGUAUCAACUGCCGUUUUAAUACAUAGACAAUAUGGGGAAGAAUGGUCACAUCAUCUUUACUUAUUACAAUCAUUCCGUUGUUUGUGUCUAUUUGUUAUCUGUGUUUCUUACUCUUCCAUUGUUGUUAAAUUUUUGUGUGGAGCGCAUCCUCAGCACCAUGGUGCAGCUAACAGACAAAGGAAACUGACCGUAACAUUAUUCAUAAUGACUAUCGUAUCCCUAUUGAUGUGGCUACCAUAUGCGGUUUUUAUUUUUCUUGUAAUGCAAUCUUGGACUACUACUAUGGAAUUCCUUUCUCUCCAGGAAUUUUUACGUUUAGAGUUUUCUUUAAUCAUUCUACAUUUUAUGAACUCACUUGUUAAUCCCAUCGUUUACACAAUCAGAAUUCCAGAGUUUAGGAAAGCUCUCCUGCUGUUAUUUAAACGUCAACGAAGACAAAAUGCCCGAGAUAUCCCUCUCCAUGCGCUUUGACUUUGUUUUAACAAUUGGAAGCCAACUAAUGAUUUCUUUAUCUUCAUUAAAAAAAAAAUAAUAAUAAUAAUAAUAAUAAUAAUAAAAUAAUAAAAAAACCGUAAAUGAUUGUAUACUAUUAUCGCGGCCUUUAAAGUUCGAUAAAAAGGCCGUAAAUUAAAUAGAUGCUGUGGUGCAAUUUUUUCCUUGGUUUAAAUGCUUUUUUCCUUUGUUUAAACUCUGAUUUUCAAUCGUACAUAACCAUACCGCAACACAAAGGAAAAGAAAAUCUAAACCAUUGAUGAGUUGAACCACAGUAUUUCGUCAAAUACUACAACUAAAUAUAGAGCCGGUUAGUAGUCUCGUUUAUCUUUUCGUUACGUUUAGUAUGCUUCCAAAAAUAUGAAAAGAUAUCCUUUACAUUUCCUUGUUUAGAGUUAGUCAUUAUGAUUGUGGUAGUAAAACAUGAAAUAUAUCCAUUAUGAUUGAAGGUAAAAUACCGCUGUUAGUAAAAUCAACAUUUUGAGAGACUUCAAUAAAGUUGCUAUUUAUAUAAACAGGAUUUCUUUACGUUCUUAUCUGUGUCUGGAAUAUCACAAGGAAUGGGCCGGAAAAACGCUGAAAUGGGAAAAGCACACUUCAGUGUCCUAAAGAUGGGAAAAGUCAGAAGACUGUUAAAAGUGUCUUUUUUUUCACGCCAAUUUUAGGAGAGGAUUAAAAAAAUGUUGUUUUUCCUCGUUGUGUGGUUAAGGACUGACACUUGUGUACAGCUUGCCAGAUACAUUCAAGACUCUUUCUGCCACUGUUGAACAUUUCCCGGUCUUUUUUUGAGAGAUAAUAUAUAGCCAAAUCUGGGAAGGGAAGUCAAUUGAAAAACUUUGAAAAUCAUAGACAAAUGAAGAGUCAUCAAAACCUUUUUAGCCUUUCUCGAGCUAGAAAUAGAAAUUUGUAAACAAGAGUUUAAAUUGCUUCUUCAAACAUAUAUUUUACAUCAGAAAACUUCCCCCUGAUAAAUGAGGAUGGAGACAUAUCAAAUAAUCUGGCUUGAAUUUUGUCAUCACUGGAAACUAAAUCCAGUAAAUCCAUCUUGUCAGUUCGUGUCCUUAAACCGCUGCCUUUCAUAUAAAAAACGUGGCCAGGAAUCAUGUAAAUUCCAGUUUUCUCCAGCGCCUUCGUCCGGUGGCAUUUUCUUGGCCUAAAUAACAAUGACAAUACAGUAAGCUCAAAAAAUAUCUACACAUCACUUUUGUCUACCCAAAAUCCUUUCACCUCGCUCACCAAUCAGACCACAUACAUACUUUCCUUGUGAGGGGAAUACCGUAAAAUUCCGAAAAUAAGCCCCUCCAUGUAUAAGCCCCUCCAAAUAUAAGCCCCCGAAACCGGUAACGCAAAAAACCCUCCGUUAAAUCGCCCCUCCAAAUAUAAGCCCCAUGGAACUUGUACUUGGAAAAUUGCCCUCAAAUACAAAGUAAAACAAAGCAAAAACGGUAAAUUUACCUCCAACUAUAAGGCUAGCCCAACCUAUUUUGAAACUGACACGACGAGAAACGGGUUGGCAUUCUUCUAAUAUAAGGUGCAUCGACGAGAAUCUUGGCUUCUGGAUCACACUUUGUUGAUUCCGGAUUUUAUGCUUUAGAUCCCGGAUGGCAGGUACUGAAUCCAGUAUUCCUUGUCCGUGAAAGGUAGGAUUCCAGAUUCCAAUCGUUAGCGAGAUUCCGGGCUUCAUAAAUAGAGGAGGCCCCAGCUGUUCAAAAGCUGGAUAACGCUAUCCACCGGAUAAAUCUCUAUCCACUGGAUAGUGCAAUUGGUUUCGCCCAUACCUAUCCACUGGAUAGUGGAUAGAGCUAUUCAUCUUAUGAACAACCAGGUCUGAAUGUCGAAUUUCAAACCCCUGAACUGAUUCCGGAUCAGUCUACAAGAAAAAAAUUCCCGGGUUCCGGAAUCCGGAUUACCGUACACCUAGGAUAUCCAUUACUGACAGUAUUCUGCAGUGCGGCCUAGAAAUCAGGGCCGGAAACAAGACAUGAUACCUUGGCUGCCUCGAUAGCUUUCUUUGGAAGUGUUAUCCUCGGAAACGCAUACAUUGCACCUGCACCUCGUUACAUUUAACAUUUUCCAUUGAGUUAAGAACCUCCCUUGUCAUCUUUGCUUUUUUCCUGUAAGAAUUCUUGCUGGAUGUUACUUCCUGUAAAACAGAUAAAACACAAAAUAAUACUUAGGCAAGAUAUGGGAAUACUGGAGGUAAUCAUUUCUAUAGAUUUCUACAGCGCGUCGUAAUUAAAGAUCAUUUUCUAUACAUUUAUAAGAAGAUUGCCAAAUGUUCCGGGAGAAAAUAGAAAUUUUUGCUUACUCGACCUAGUCCCUUAGCGACUCAAGCAUUUGGCAAACUUUACUUCUGUAAGACUCGAAUCUCACGUUUUUUUUGGCAAAAGAAUCAAUGGAAACCUAUCCUAAGUGCCAGAGACUUUAUCGCCACUCGUGGCUUCGGCCCGCGGCCCUAAGGAUCCCGCCACCCGCGAGAAUACCUCUGGUACCCAGGGUAAGAGAAAGAAGCUUUAUUUGUUAAAUCGGCUAUCCCAUGGCAGGCAUUAGAGGCGUCACCUGACUAAGUAUUGCAUUAUUCACUGCUUUUAUCUGUAUCAUGGAAAGCUACAGUUCAAAUUAUUACAUUUUAGUUAAAACCUGGAACGAGUUACAGCCUGAGCACUAGAGACAAGCUGAAAAAAAGAAUAAUACAACGCUAUUAAUUUUGUCAUUCACAACUAAGUACUAAGUUCUCAAGUUCCAUAGCGAAUAAUGACUCGUUAUUGCCAUUAUCAACCAUAUAAACUAGUCAGCCGCGACAGAGCCCCUUUAAAAAAUUGCACGAGCGAUAAAGUAGCGCUGUUUAUGAUCACGCGAGGCGCGUGAGUUUCUCUGGGCUUAAGUUACAGUUAGGGAGCUUACCUUUGAAAUGUUUUCACAUGAUUCACCGCCAGGCUUGGGAGGAUUGCAAGUGAGUCCCAUGACUACCUUGGGUUAGAAACCAAGCGUAAUGAAUACAGACUGAGUACCUUACAAUGAAGGACUAACAGCUUCCUCUGCAGGCGCUUCGAAACUCGGGCGACACAAGGCAAAUGACUGGAAAUAAGAGAAGCGCGAAGCUUUAUGGGAGGAGCAAGAAAGGAGAGCAAAGCCAUCUUCACCAUCCCGUCGUUUCUUGCGCGUAGUGUGAGAGACGCCUAACUACGAUGAAGUUACAUCUGAACUAUUGCAAUUUUUUUGUUUCACUGCCUAAUACCCUGAACACCAUAAAACAAAACAAAACAACAACAGGAACAAACAACACAAAGCCAAUAUAACGAAGAGAGAAACACAAGCAGCCGGGCUUGUCUAGGACUUGGGGGAUGUUAAUAAAUCAUCGCUCUAACGAAAGGUAUUAACUGAGGUCUUUCCAGGAAUUCAAACUGGAAAUUGUGGACUAGGGUUUGAGGCAGCCCUUUCAUUAGGGACCUCUGUCCCAUUUCACUACAUGACAUACAUUAUUCGUACCUGUCCUAUUGUGGAGGGCAACUUCCGCACUCAGGUAAGUUUUAACUCGAGACCUGAGUUGAUCAUUGAAUCCUACGAGCUCUAAUGAUAUAUCCACCUCUGAGCCCGCAUCUGCAAGGAACAGCAAUGAAGAAAGUCCAGUAUUUGACCCAUUGCAGCUUGUCAUUGGCAUGGUACGAAAACACCAUGAUGGAGAGCAAGGUUACGCUAGUUACCGUUUACAAAAAUACAGUUGGGAAGAACCGGUAAAUGGAACACCUGACGACUGUUCAAAAAAUUUCAGUGGAAAAUUUGCAGGAGCAAAGGAAUGUCUGAAAAGGGUUUUCUGUUUUUCCGGUCGUGUUUCUUUUCUUCAAAUCCACCCUUGAUACCACUUUAAGGUUUUCGCGGCCGUUUUUCGGUAAAUGAAACUGAUUUGUACGAAUGGUAAACGCGAUUCCGGGACGACAUCUACUAGCACUGAAUUUUGCUUACCACUUGUCCAAACCGUGAACCGAAUGGUAUGUCCGUGUAAACGGUAAACAACCCGAGACACGCAUUGGGAGAAGACAAACCAGGGAUGUUACUAAGAUUUCAAGUUGCUUGGUAAAUGCGACAAGUAGGCAGGGAAUAUAACAGUUAGGCAUUUCUUUUGGUCUUAUUUUUCUUCUAUUUUCCUAUGAAAGUAGCCGGGGGCCACGUUCAUAGCAAAUGGGGAAAAUCCCCUGCCCCCGCCUCUUAAUGACUGCCCUGCAAAACAUAGGAAAUUACAACUUUAAAUGAUGUGAGCUUCUUUGCUUGUCUUGUUCCAGAGCGCUCCUUCCUAACUCCCCAGCAUGGCGGUUUUGUACCACGUGAUCAUGACCAGCUCAAAGGCCCUAUUGUGAGAAAAAUUAAUAGAAAAAGUUUGUUUUGGCACUCAUGAUCAGUUGGCCAUUUACUGUUGAGGCCAAGUACUUGAUUUUCAGAUUUCCGUGGGAAAGGAAUUGUAAAGUGGCGAAGUUUGCAUCAAUUUUUCCCAAGUCAGUACAGUUAAAUAGAAAACCACGCGCAAAGAGUGCAAAUGCGGGGAAUUUUUCUUACAAACGAGGCUUGGGGGUGAAAUCAGCUCAUUUAAAGCGUAAUCUAGCAUAAGGGCCAUUUCGCGGGAUAAGCAAGUCCAGCAAGCUGCACAAGUGGUCACAAUUUUUUUAUCCAUAAUUACAACCAAACUUGUGUCCGACAGUCACCUGUGGCAAUAACCAACUGACUAGUUUCGUAACCAGACCUCUUGUUGAUCUCUUCGACUUCGUCUACAAGAGAUCUUGGUUGGAGAUUACCGACCGUUAACCGUUAAGUACAGAUGAAGAAUCCACCCCAAGACGAUAAUAUCCACAACGUGUUUCCUACCUUUUCUUGUGCUAAAAAAGAGGAAAUGUCAAGCCAAAGACAAAAUAAUGUCUUUAAUGAACAUGCAAAAUACCUCGUGGCAAAGUGAACAUUUAAUAGCGAUGAAGGAAAUACAAAAAACUUGAUAAGGACUGCUAGGGAAAGGAGAACUGCGACUCUCAUCAGUAAUUCAGAGAAAAUUUUUUCCGGGACUUUGACAACUGACCCCUUAACCCUUUAACUUCCCGCAGAAUGAAUGGAGUCGAGUAAAGAAUUCAAGUUUUAACUAACUUUAGAGUCUGUGGAAGAAAUCCUUUGGCUUUUAGUGUCAGUGACAAUUCAAAUGAAACCUCGUUGUUUAUACUCAGCUGUAUACUUUCAUGUGGUUUUACUUGUCUCUAAGCAUUUUAAAAAAUGAAAUUUAUAAUUUGUAAUUGGGAGAGCAAGGGUUAAUAAUGGUUUGUCUGUGGAUAUGUAUGUACAAUCAAAUAAGCCCGGCAAACAAAGCCCAAGGGUUCAAAAUUGGCACUAAAUCAUUUUUGUCUACUACCCAGAAGGUGGCCGCAAAAACAAACAAACAAGAGGAAAAACUCACACGCACAACUUACUCGCCUGUGUACCCUUUGGCACUGGAACGAAGAGAGAUCAAUUGAAAUCCGCUAUACUCGUCUCCCAGGUCCCUGAGGACUUUUUUGCACGAGUAGUGAAACUGGGCUCCCUCCGCGUACACGUUGUCUUGGUAAACUUCAUCGGCGAAUAAAACUAACUUCUCACGAGCACAAAACUUGAUUACCUCUUGAAAAUAAUGUCUUUAUACGUCAACACCUGACCUAUAUAUAAAUAAGAAACAAACGUGACUAAAGUUAAUGGAUAAACGAAGGACAGAACAAGUUUACAUUUUAUAGUUAAACUCUGAUAUAACGAACACUUCGGUUUAACGUAGAAUCUCCUUAUAACGGACACCCUAGUUUAACGACUUCCUAGAUAAUGAAGAUCCCUGUAUAAGGAGGAAUUCAUCAAAAAAAGGAGAAAAAAAAAACACCCCGGUAAAAAGAACGCCUAUAUAGCCAACACCCUGGUAUGACGAACACCCCUUGAUAAUGGUCACCCCGUGAAAAGAAAGCUCGAACGCAAUAAUCUGUGUGCUAAAAGAACGUCGAGAGUAAAUAGAGAAAUUUUAUUAUCAUUGCUAUCAUCAUCAUCAUCAUCAUCAUCAUCACCUGCAUUAAUAUUACUGCACGUAAUUACAAAUCGAUAAACAUCCAAUGUACCUGCUGGAUUGCCUGGAUUUAUAAGCACGAGAGCUCUUGGUAAACAGUGCGGCCUGCCCCAUCCAGCUUUUUCUUUAGUUCAGACAUAUUCAAACCCCAGUUGUUGUCUUCGUCAAGAAGGUAAAAAUCUUCGGGGUAAAAAAAUAAAUAAAAAAUUGAGUAGAACGUAAUUUUCUCAUGGGGUCUCUGAGGAAAAAUGCCGAAGUUUGAAGUAAUAAAUUCUUGCUGCAACAAAACUGGAACCAAGUUCUUAGAUUUACUCUGAUUAACGGAUAGUUUCGGGAACUCUUAAGCUAAGGCUGGUCCAGUUUUCACUAGUCGUAAUUAGAAGUGCAAAGCGUUAUGAUAAGGUGAAAAAGAAGUCAGAUUCCGCAUACGACUCCGUCGCUUACAACGUCAGUAGUGACAACUACAAGGUUGUCACACUUGUAAGGAGAAGCGACAGAUCAAUCUAUCACAACAUGAAACGCUGCUUGGGACCGAGUAUUGCGAUUGGUUUAUUCCUUUCGUUUUCACUACACUGUAAGCGGCGGAGUCGUUAGCGGAGUCGGAAGAUAAAAACUUUCCGAUUCUUGUUUUGGGACUCCGAUUCCUCCCUUUAAGCCUAUGAACCCGUUUACGACUCCGAGUACGACCAGUCCGUCACUGUGGUUUAACUGAAAAUCAGCCAAACUUGGACGAAUUUUGCACAGGCAGGGAAGAAGCUCACUGGCUGAAACACCACAAAGCGUUUUUUUUUUUGUAAUAUUUUGUUUUUCUAGUAGUGAUUCGCACGCGCCAACGGCUCUUAAAGAUGGAAAAUCUGCUUGGAAAAUACAGUAGUAGACUUUCGCGAUGCGAACAUUUAAUUCAAAUUUACAACCAUCUUAGCUUCUAGAGUCUUAAGUCUCUUUCUUCUUAACAGUUACUGAUACAUGCCUAGUUAGACUGGUCAGCAAGCGUGAAAAGCGAAGUAAAGCCGUGAUAGCACGAGCGAAGCGUGUGCAAGCACUCUACUCUCCUCGCACUCCUUUCCGCUGCCCCUCCCAGACAAACCCGCCAGCAACGUAGGUUAAGUAGAGGAAAAUGCGUGAACGAUAGUGAAAACAACUCCUAAAAAUGCGACGCAACACGCGUGUCACCUCUCGAGGGAAGUAGACAGCUGUUCCAGACGUUCAGAUAAUAGAGCGCGGUCAAAAAACUGACGAGAAAAAUAAAAUGGAAGAGACUAGAGAGGGAGAGUUCCCUCGCUCUCGCCCCCCUCUCCUCCCUCUUUUCCUCCGCGUACGAUUUAACUCAAUCACUGUGUUCAACUAUUUGAACGCCUGGAACAGACUACGCGCGAAGCGACGCCAACUGACACGAAUAGGUAUUACCUGGUGUGUGUUGUGUUGCAGUAGCCUCGCCUGAUACAUGCUAUAUCCAGGGAUAGGAAUCAUUACCCCAGGGGGUCCCCAGCUCAACCCUUUCCUUCCGUGAUUCCUGUUGAAAUAAUUCCCAUCAUGACCUGUGCGGCCAAACAAACCAUUAUCUUUUUCAGUUACCACUAGGUAAAGCUGUGCAGCAGUCACAGGGUACCCACUUGGAAGCUGUUUUAUUCUGCAGAAUGAAUUUUGAGAAAAGGAGAACUGACAAACAGGGUUGGCUAACUAAACCAACAACAUACAGCCUGAGAAAACAGUCAUAACAUUUCGUGAUGCCACCACUGGUUUCCAUGCGAAAUGACGUCAGUGAGGAACAAACGAGGCAGAAAUUUCAUACUGGUGUCAGUUGUGUCACUGCCCAGAUCUGGGUAGUGCUUUUGAUUGGCUGAAGCAGAUUUUCCUUGAGGCACGAUCAAUCAGGAGCCCUACCCAGUUCUCAGGGUCUACUGCUGAAGCUUUUUUAAGGCUGGUUUUCACUAGUGACGGAGUCGGAGUCGGAGUCGGAGUCGUAAGCGGAGUAGUAAGAGGGCUUGUGACCAAGUGAAAAUCAAAAAUAGGAGUCCUAAACGGAGUCAUAAGCGCUACGGAAUCGGAAUUAGAAGAAUCAGAACGUUUCCAUCGCUUACGUUCCGCUUAUGAUCCAGUGAAAACCAGAUUGUUGGAGUCGGAAGCAGAAGCGGAAGGAUAAAGCAACCACAAUACACGUUCCCACGUUUUGUGAUUGGUUUGGUUCUUCUGCUUGUGCUUCCGACUCGGACAAUCUGGUUUUUACUAAGCUCUACGCUUCUGAUUACUACUCCGACUCCGACUCUAGUGAAAACCAGCCUUUAAUAUGGACACUGUUACAUUGUAGAAAGUAGGCAGCUAUCAGAACUGCCCGCAGUAGGCUACUUGUGGCUACCUUUGUAAUUAAAAACCUCAUUACCAGCAGCUAGUGCCUAACAGAAUCACUCCUGUAAGCCCGCGCUCCAGUAGCCUCCCACGAAGACGUUCUUAGGGGUUCGUCAAGCGUUCCGGCCCCACUAACGUCUGCUGAACCGAGAGAUAAAUUCCUUUCCCAUUGUUCGCAAAUAUCAGCUGGACAUCACAUGCAGAUUAUCAGAGAUCCAAUCGACGCUGUUGAAGUCAAAGUGUUGACAAGCGAAAGACAUAUGUACAAGCUCGGUAGAGUGCGAUACGUGACCAAACAUUUUUGCUCCGGACGAGAAUCUAGCAGAUAAGCGUUGGCUUCUUGUAUAUUUCUCUCCGUAAAGGCUGGAUUAGAUGUCAUUUGCUCAUAAAGAUGUUCUAUGGGUGAUGUAGUGGCGGGUCUACCUUGUAACUAAACAAAAGGCAGAAUUUUUUUUCACACUUUAUUGUUUUGUAGUAAAGCCGACUGCUGUUUGGCAAAUUUAACCCCCGAGGUAAUUUUUUUUCAAUGAGAUUUUGAGGGUAGCCUCGAGUACGAACGCUUCUGAGUUAAAUGAGUAGUUUGUUCUAAAACUGUAAGGUCUUCACCUUUCAUGAGACCUUUCUGAUCUUUUCUGGAGCUAAAUCAAGCGCGAAAUUUCUCAAGGUCUUAAGUGCACUUCCCAGAUCUGGAAGUCUUCUGUGAUUGGUCUACGUUUUUUCCCGCUCAAAUCAGCAGACGUUAGUGGGGCAGGAACGCCUGAAGAACCCCUAAAAACGUCUGCGUGGGAGGCUAGCGCUCUAGUUACUGUAUGGAAACUUUUUCUGAAUCCAGAGGGUGUUGGCUUACGGUAACUUUAACUGUAUAAUUUAAUAUGAUGUUUCUAAGACAAAUCUGCCAUAUUCCAUGUCUACAUGCAUUCAUUUGCUCCAAUGUGCAAAGGUAUUAAGUUGAAUUUACUAUUGACAUUUAUUUAUAUUUUGUAUUUCCUUAGACUUGGCGAUCUAGCCUGCAACCUGCUCCUACUCUACAGACAGAUUCUCAACUAAAUUAGCUAGAGGCGUGUUGUGGUCAAAGACACAUUAUAAACAUGGAAGGUGGCAGGCAAGAUGUCUGUCUCAAUGCUUUUCUUCACAAAAUGCUGAACAUUUUAAUCUGCUAACAACACGCACGCACGCCUUGGAUUGUACUGGAUUCGGGAUUCCUUGUCAGUGGAACGUGGAUUCCGGAUUCUAGUCAUUAGCAAGAUUUCGGACUUCCCGAAGAGCUGAAUUCCGAAACCAAAACCCAGGAUUCCGGAGUACGGAUUACGUUGUUUAGGACGAUUGGCAUAACAUGGCCGACUUCCAAAGAGAUAUCCAUUAUAUUAUUCUGCCGUGCGGUUCUAGAAAUCAAGGCCGGAAACAAAACUUGAUACCUUGGCUGCCUCGAUAGCUUGCUUUGGAAGUGUUAUCCUCGGAAACGCAAGUAGUAUACUAUGUUGAAACUUAACCUCAUUUUGGACUUCCCUCGGACUUCCUGCAUACUAAUUUGGAUUUCCUGCAUACUAAUUCGGUAUAGGUUUACUAAUGAGCGAAUACUACAAAAGGCAAAAUAGGCUUGCCUCGACUUGAAGGAACUUGAGCCCAGUUUACGGACCGUUUAUGAAAAGGAAAAUAGGAAUAAGAGGACCGAUCACAAAGCAACGCGAGAAACGGCUUUCUAUAUCUUAUUUAGUGCUAAAACUCAGAUAUAUAAACAAAACACAAACAGAAAGUGGAGUUGAAAAGUCUUUAUUUCAAUUUAGUUUAUGUCUUCUUAUUUAGCUCUAAAACUUGGAUAUAUGUAAACAAAACAUACACAAAGUAGAACUGAAAACUCUCUAUUUCAAGUUUGUCUGACGUUUUCUCCUAUCUAUCUUGAGGAAAUGAAAAACUAUUACAGUCUCAGCGUUUCACGCACUGUUAAUCAGUUAAUUAUGCGAGUUCAUAAGCCCAAAGUUGUUGAAUACAAAUUAGUUCAUCUCUACAGCUAUACCCAAGGGAGCACCUUGACGUAUUAUUAUAUAAACAAAUUUAACAAGGAUCAAUUAAAACACGCGACUAAUAAUUGCUAGCAAUAAAACCACAAGAGAGAUACUGUUUUAAAAACUUUAUUAAAAACAGAAAGAGUCAAAUACACAGCGAUUUGAAAGAAAUCUAUUAAAAUAGUCGAAGAAAGCAAGCUAUCUUUUUUACCACGUUUCCCUCCUCAAUUUUUUUGUCCUCCACCACAAUUUUAAUAUUUUCCCUCCUCCUCCUCCUCCUCCACCUCCUCAUUUCUAUUGUUUUCCCUCCUCCACCUCCUCAUUCUGAUUGUUUUCCCUCUUCCUCCUUAUUUUGAUUGUUUUGAUAGGGUCGAUGUGGGGUCAAUGUGGGGUCGAUGUAGGGUCCAUGUGGGGUCCAUGUGGGGUCCAUGUGGGGUCCAUGUAGGGUCGAUGUGGGGUCGAUGUGGGGUCGAUGUGGGGUCAACGUUGUAUAAAGAGUCUUACACAAGCCUUCUGUGAGCCUUCUUAAGCGUUCUGUAAGUAUCUUACAAAAGGCUUGUGCAAGCUCUCUUACACGUUCUGUAAGAACUCUUACACAAGCCUUCCGUAAUUAUCUUAGGAAAGCCUUCUCUAAGUCAUACACAAAAGACAACAAACACUGUUUACAUAAUUUUUAAGUGUUAAAGAAGGCGUUCGUAAGAAGGACUUUUAGUAAUGAGCUAUCUUAAUUAAAUUGAGCUAUUUAGUGACACAGCAACUAAAAUAGGGUAAUUUUAGUGCAAUGGAAUAUAUAAGGUCUUGUAUAUUAUAUUCUGUUACUGUUUUUAUAUAAGGUUCUGUGCCCAGCUGCUAAGAUUGAUCCCAUUUUCCUAUGUUUGUCCUCUCAAUCGCGACAUUUACAUUUACAUUUACAUUUACAUUUACAUGAAAUAAGUAAUAAUUUGAAACUGUGGGGAUACCUUGAAUGAUGCACGGAGGCCAAAUAAUCGUUGUGUGUGUCCAUCAAAUAGGGUCGAUUGGUUGUGGGCUGAUUAAAAAAGGAUGUUCAAGUUAACAAAAAGCCUAAUUCAGCAGCAAAUUUUUAGUUAUUUACUGGGGAUACAUAUAAUUAGGAGUCAAAAAUGAUGGCCAAGACAAUUAUUCAUGUUUUAAUAAACUGAAGUUUAACAGUGAAAUAUUAUUUUCCAAAACAGAUGUGCAGAUAAUUUAUCAGACCGUAUAAAUCAAGGGAAGAUUAUUUUUCGCUGGAGUUACCAGAACCGCAGACGUCUUUUACAAUCCGAACUGAUAUUUUCCAAGCAAAAACUAAAUAGAUAUACGUUUUGGCUUGAUCAGUGGGGACAUCCAGCAUAGCAUGUUGCGAAAGGUUAGUUAUUUAUUCAUAAACAAAACGAAACGGCUGAAAAAAUUAAAACUAGCCUGUACACAGACGUUGUUUUCUUUUUCUUUUCGUUCUUUUCGAGAGCAUCGGCGAGCGAGAACGAGCGCGGAGCGCGAGAAAGAAAACUAAAGAAUUUUCUCCUUCCCCAGCCCUAACCCCUUCCGCUGGCGGUCAGCAAAUCCCUCGCGCUUUUUGUUUUUUAUCUCGCGCGCUCGAUGGACUUUGAAGAGAAAAUAGAGGGUCUGUGAACAGGCUAGAACAAAACGAAACAUAUUUAAGGUUUUUACUGCGGUAUCAUGCAGUCAGUGAGCAUAAAUUUAUUGUUAAACCGUUCCAGUUAUAGAGCGAUAGAUAUACUUAUCUUAAACAAAUCAUUAUUUGCCAGCCUGUUUGAAGUAUGGUAAAAGCAAAGUUUUUUUGCCCUAUAUCUAAUAAUCUCAUGAUCGUGCUCAAUACGGAGAGCGCAAGUUAAGGACAAUCUUUUCCAAAACACCUUUAAGUAUGAAAAAAUUUGUCCCCUUUAUCCUCUCUUGGCGGAAAAAAUAACAAGCAAAAGCAAAUAUUUUAAAAGUAUUUUAUCUUUAAAGCAAUACUUCCCAAAACAGGUGUGCAGAUAAUUUUAAGACCGUAUUUAUCGAGCCGGAAUUCGGAAGAUUAUUCUUUGCCGGAGUAACAUCCAACGCAGACGCCUCAGUUCACAAGCCUAGCUGAUAUUUCGCAAAGUCUUUUCUUCGGCUUUGUCAUCUAAAACAUCCAGCAAACUGCAUUUUGUGAAAGGUUAGUUGCAACAAGAGAUAAAACCUAACCGUAGCGGCUUAUGAGACAUCCUUAAAAUAAGAGCACAAAACAGCCGAUGGGUUCAUGCAAAUAGUGUAAUCAAAAAACUAAAAGAAAUUCAUUUUGGCGCGCAAAUAAUAGCGGUGCCCUGGCGAUCGAGAGGAACGCAUUCACUCGCCGCUAGUCCCUAUGCAGGCCAAAGGAUUUGUAGUAAAUGGUGUUCUUUCUUUGUACUAUCCUGCAGUUCUGUUUUCCUUGGCAAACUUUUAUCAAAGAAAUUCAGGAAAAAUUCAGGAACUAUUGACAUGAAAUAAGUUAUAAUAUGAAACUGAGGGAUACCUUGAAUGAUGCACGGAGGCGAAAUAAUCGUUGUGUGUGUCCAUCAGAUAGGGUCGAUUGGUUGUGGGCUGAUUAAAACAAGGAAGUUCAAGUUAACAAAAAGCCUAAUUCAGCAGCAAAUUUUUAGUUAUUUAGUGGGGAUAGAUAUAAUUAGGGGUAAAAAAUGAUGGCCAAGACAAUAUUCAUGGUAAACUGAAGUUUAAUAGUGAAGUAUUAUUUCCCAAAACAGAUGUGCAGAUAAUUUAUAAGACCGUAUAAAUCAAGGGAAGAUUAUUUUUCGCUGGCGUUACCAGAACCGCAGACGUCUUUUACAAUCCGAACUGAUAUUUUCCAAACAAAAACUAUAGAUAUACGUUUUUCCUUGAUCAGUGGGGACAUCCAGCAUAGCAGUUUGCGAAAGGUUAGUUAUUUAUUUUAAAAAAAAAAAAACUAAACGGCUGAAAAAAUUAAAACUAGCCUGUACACAGACGUUGUUUGCUUUUUCUUUUCGUUCUUUUCGAGAACAUCGGCGAGCGAGAACGAGCGUGGAGCGCGAGAAAGAAAAAUAAAGAAUUUUCUCCUUCCCCAGCCCUAACCCCUUCCGCUGGCGGUCAGCAAAUCCCCCGCGGUUUUUGUUUUUUAUCACGCGCGCUCGAUGGACUUUGAAGAGAAAAUAGAGGGUCUGUGAACAGGCUGGAACAAAAUGAAACAUAUUAAAGGUUUUUACUGCGGUAUCAUGCAGUCAGUGAGCAUAAAUUUAUUGUUAGACCGUUCCAGUUAUAGAGCGAUAGAUAUACUUAUCUUAAACAAAUCAUUAUUUGCCAGCCUGUUUGAAAUAUGGUAAAAGCAAAGUUUUUUUUGCCCUGUAUCUAAUAAUCUCGUGAUCGUGCUCAAUACAGGAGGGUGCCAGUUAAGGACAAUCUUUUCCAAAACACCUUUAAGUAUGAAAAAAUUUGCCUCAUUCAGCUCAAAUUUUCCAGGGAGGGAUCGUAUUUGGUAAAAUAUUCAAUUAAUUGCGAGUUUUUAUUGUUUUAGAAUAUCGCGUUUUGUUUUAGAACGUGUUAUAUAUUGUGUGGAAAAAAUAGCAAGAAAAGGCAAUUAUUUUAAAAGCAUAAUAUUUUUAGUGCAAUAUUUCCCAAAACUGGUGUGCAUAUAAUUUUAAGACCGUAUUUAUCGAGCCGGAAUUCGGAAGAUUAUUCUUUACCGGAGUAACAUCCAACGUAGACGCCCCAGUUUACAAAAGCCUAACUGAUAUUUUGCAAACUCUUUUUUUCCGCUUUGUCAGUUGAGACAUCCAGCAAACGGAAUUUUGUCAAAGGUUAAUUGCACACAAGAAGAAAACAAAAUGAAACUUGACAAAAAGGUUUUAAUUACGGUAUCAUAGAGUUGCGGAUUUAUUUAAGAACCGAAUAUUUUUAAACCUACGUACUUAACCACUGUUUAGGACAUUCAUAGGCCCUUUCGGCCUUUUCCGUGAUGUGGUAUAGGGACACCCAGGGGGGGCUGGCAGCGAGGUCUGGAACCUAGUUUACAUGAUCGCCCCUUCAGGGCGGAAAAACGUAAUGAGCAUGCGUCAACUUUUUUGCCCAGAUCCCCUGACCGGGUUUGAAAAAAUGGCGGGAUUUCAAAUAUUUUGUUGCCUAAAAAUAAAAUGUUUCCACUCAUAACCUGGAAAAAACAGGCAAUUUGUCUUCAAAAGUUGCAAGCUGUGGUUAUAAUCUUGUCGUUUCUUAAUUUUCUCGAAGAAUACCUCAUAGUAAAACGGACUUUAAGGACAUCAAUUUCCUUGCGUUGUACUGGAAAUGUGUAUGCGUUGGUCCGAUUUUUUUCAGAUGCAUUCACAAAAUGUGUUCAUAUAAGGAAGUUCCUGGAUAUAUAAGGUCCAGAGCUCCACUGUGGACACUAAAACAACAUAUCUUUGGACAGUGAUUUGCCCAAAGAAAUUAACGCUUGCCCACAAUGUGUUUGAAGUCACUGAACUUUGUCGCACUCGAGCUGAUAUUUUAAAGCCUUCGCUCGAUCGGACAGUCGUAGUUUCGCAGAUCACUAAAAUAUAAACAAAAUCCUCAAUGUAGAAGUUAUUGCGUUUAUAGGAGGGCAGAAAAAAGGUCAAUCCUUAUCCAGCAAAAUCUUCCAAAAAUCGGUUUCAAAGUAACUAUAGUUUUUUAAACUUGCUCGUUUCGCGCAGAUAUAUAAAUUUUGCUUUGUGUGGUCAAGUUGAACACGCAUAACAUCUGUCAAAAACCUACGCGUAAGUAGGAUUUCCUUCAAACAAAGUUAAAGUUACAUUAUUUCAAAGACUUCUUGCUGACAAUGAAGAAAUAAAUUUUCUGCACGAAAACAACCUACCUAAAGAUUUUAAAAGCAACAGAUCAGUUGCUACUUGGCAGCCAAGCCAUGAUUCACCAUUUAUAGCUAUUUUAAGCUUAACUGGUCCAUGCGAGGGUCUUAGUUUACUAAGUAACCAAAUUAAACUCAGCCGAUCAUUAGAAAAUACAGAAAAUUGCACAUAAGGGUUUGUUUUGCUCGCCUCAGUCAAAUCCAGCUGCAGCAAUUGUUUACGGGAAAAGAGUCAAUUGUUUUGAAGUCACUGCCGGCAGUUGUCGUUCUCUACUUCACAGCGAGUGAAAAGGACAAUUUGCGUACAGAAAGUUAUUCUUAUAAAGAACAGAAACUUUCACAGUGCACUGGAAAACAAAACUAUGUAAUGAAAAAUGAAAAGAACUCUGACUAUUAUUACUUGAGCAACAGAAAAAUGAUCUUGAGUAAGCUUGCUGGCCUUCUAUUUCCGAGAAAGUUAAAUAAGCGCACAAGUUUGUUCACUCUGAUUCGUUGUAGCAGCAAUAUGGUUCUUUGACUGAAGACAAAGAUAAAGCUGAUUCUGCCAAGGUAACAAAUCUGGGCAUGUAAAAAAAGUAACCGUAACUAUAUACUAAUAACAGAAUACAAGCGGGCUUUAAUUCAACCCGGCGAAAUCAAAUUAAAUCAAAUCAUUAAAUUAAUCGGAUGCACAAUCACAAAAAAUACUCGCCUCUUUAGAAAUGUUCAAAACUUUUUAUUCCACCUCAGACUGACAGAAUGAUCCGUUUUUCCUUUAACGUUGGUUGUUCUGAAUCCAAAGUAAUUUUCAAGCGACGAAAAAAAAAAGCAAACAUGUCAAAUAAAAAUGCUUUAGAGGGAGCAAACGUUCGCACCUCGUGCAGUUCACUCAGAACUCAAGCAACAAACAAUUAAACACAGUCAACACACAAAAAAGCCCGCCUUGAGCCUGCGAUAAGGGAUGCGCAGUAGCUUGCGCAGAACGUUUUUCCGCCCUGAAGAUCGCCCCAGUUAAGAAAUUCGGCCGAGUGCGACUGAGUACAAAUUUUCCUUGAAAAAACAAAUAUGGCGGAGAAUGCAGGCAUGGAAGGACGAUGAGUUUUUGCUCGGUUUUAAGUUUUCCCGCGUACAAAUAUCAAGAAAAGGUUUCUAUGAACUUUUUCAAUGGACCUUUUGGACAUCAGGAGGCGUGAAUGUAUGAACAGUUCAUGGGCGACUUCACUUACCGUGAUUCGGGAUCUCCGCAAGUUCAGUUAUUUUUAAGCUUCAUGAAUUUUCGAGCGAUCAUCUUGCUCCAUCUCUUACAUUUUUCCACUUACAGUCGUAUUAAGACUCUCUUCCUUAUCUUAAACAUAUGCUACGAGCACAAGAUAUUGGUAUGAGUCUUGCAACAGUCACAUGUGAAUGUUCAUUAAACCACCUGAUUUUCUACUUCGCUGUUCGUAAGUUUGUUUGUGUACACCGGGAGACGCAACAAAUAUUUAUGGACGUAAAUACAGAAUACAGGGCCAAUUUAGUAAAAACCAGGGUAAAUGAUCCAAUCACUCUGCUUCACAUAUACUGGGUCUGUCAAUAUAAGCUAUUUUUAUUAUCAGAAGGCUGGGAGGAGUUUACUGAACCUUCAAAACCUUCACUGGAAUGUCUUUGGAGUGAUAAUCAAUUUCCAACAGCAAUACCGUAUUUAGUAGUUUUGUAUCAGAUAGUGACUUCGGUUUCAAGUAUUUCCUUGAAAUUGUUGGUACAAAAAUUACCCUUUAGUUAUGAAUUAUACUUGAAAUGAUUAUAGUGGUUUAGUGUAAGAACAAGAGCCUAAUUCAGUUGCUAAUAAGAGUGAGUACAUCAGGAAAGAGUAUGCGUUGAGAAAAUCCCUCAAAGGACUGAAGUACAAGAAACAGAAAAAAGAAAACUGAAUGUUUUGCAGAGAUUAUAAAGAGAAUCAGAAGAGGCUUGAAAAAUAUACAACUUAAGUUUAUUGUUUGUGUAAGUUAUGAAUCUGAUUUACAAAUAAACUAUACAAGGUAAAAUUGAUUUUUUAUCAAGCACAAAAAGAAGUUAUAUUAUUGUCGGGCUUGAGCCCUAUCCUAUCAGCAGUUCUUUCUAUGAUACUACCCUUGGCUUAUUUGGCCUACAUGGGUAUGUGCUGCUGAUUUAGGGUGGUCACCACUUCACCCUUUAGAGUUUUGAACAAGGUGUCUGUUUGGGUUGUGAGAGUUGAAAAAGAAGCCAUAGAGUACAGUCUACUAGUACCACCAUUUUUCCCCCAAGUUUUGCCACGUUUCUAAGUUUAAAAGCUACCUUAAUUCUGUAUGCUAAAGGAAAUGAAUCAGGAUUAUAAAACAAGGUCUCUUGGCUUAAAAAGGGUAGGGAAAUGCACAAUGUGUCCUAGGGAGGUGAUCUCACAUUUUAAUUCCCUUUUACCACUUGUUGUAACAGCAAAGUCAGCGAAGGUUUAUGGUCUCUGAAAAAUAUUUUUGCGAGCCUCAACACGAGUUUCCAACCGCUGUUAUUGUUGACUGCAAAUAGUAUUAUCUUAAUAAUCAUUUUACAUUUUUUUUUUUCCAAGGCAUUCUAUGGUGUUUUCAAUACCCACUAGUACAAGGCAAUUUUUAAGUUGAGAGGGUUUACUUUGAUGUCAUUAACAGUACACUACAUUUUUACACAGACACAAACUAACCUGGCAGGUUGAUGUCCAAAGAUGUAAAACAUUACAUGCAACUAUAUGGCAAAAACUGAUCACAGUGGCCAAAGGAAAGGCAAAAAUAGAAAUAACAUCAUUUUUUUAAUUUUCUAAAUUCCCUUUGAAGCAUAUUUAGCCAGAUGUAGUCCUUGUCAACUGUUGUCAAAACAUGCAAACUUGAACAUUUUAUUUUCCGACCUUAGCUAAUCUUUUUUAAACCAUACUCUUGUUACAGUGGGUAGUGUAGGUUUUGGAAUAAAAUAUUUUUAAUUUCUCCCUCUUUGUUUGAAAUAAAACAAAACACAAUUGAAUGAGGACUCAAACUGAAGGCAGUGUAAUAACGCUGUCAUGAAAGAGAAUUCCAAAAUAAUUACCCUUUCAUUUGCCUAUAUAAAUUUCUUUGAAACCACGAUAAAGUUUAAAUUAAAUCACACGAAGAUAAGAACUUAAGCAUAUCUAGAGAGAAAGAUCUCUUGGCAAAAUUUAUUUCGCUUCUAGUACAUAACAAAAUACAUGAACUACGAGAUUUGACCAUAUGCCACUCAAUCAUCCAACGCAACUCUGCCAGGAUAAGUUCACCAUCAAGGAUGAAGAAUUAAGAAUCUCAAUCAUCUUUCUUUUCGUCUUAAAGGUGUAAUAAAACCGUAAACGACUCUGACAACUCUUCUACUUGACCACGGCCACCGCGGUUUUUUAAUAUCACGAAGGAUUAAUUUUCGGCCUUUCACUUGAAAAUAUAAACUCUUCUACAUACGUAUUGAAGGGUUGGCCCUUCUUCUAGCCUUGUGGGUCUUCUAAACAGAAACACAGCUUAAAAGCCUGUAGUGAAAAAGGUCGGGCGUCGAGGAACAUGUACAAUGACUGUUCACUGGUCUCGUUCUUAGCGUAGUAAACCGCAUGUAAUGACAAACGCAAGACCAGAAGAAUGGAAAACGUAAGCUCUACAUUACUGCAGAAAAAGUCGGUUACAGCAAAGAAAGCAAUGACCAACAGGACCAAAAGCGAAUUCACUUCACACUGUCGAAUCGCUGCCAAGAUGAACUUCUUGAUGUUGUUGUUGUUCCCAGCCCGUUUCGCGCAUGCUCGCUACAGUUGUCGAAUGAUUGACAGAUUUCUUAACUGGGGCGAUCAUGGAAAGCCGAAAAGCGGCAAGAUCAGAGGCCGUUGCCAGCCCCCCCUGGGGACACCCAACGGUUGAAUGUUUUGUUUAAAAAAGCUAUAAUUCGAAGAAGCACAGUGUAAUUGUCUCGAAAUUUCUACAGCUCGAGAUGAAAAAUGUUCGAUUUAUCUCAAUUUUCGACGCUUCUAGUCCAUUAAUUUUUCUACGAUUUUCUGAAGUUGGUUUUUCACCUUUCUGUGACUUCCCAGGUUUGAUAAUCAUUCGUAAAAAAGUACUACUAAAAUUUUUGUCUUCAGAAAUAGUGACGGAAAGAGGUUUCGCAAAAUGUUGAGUUUUCAGUAAAAGAUUAAAUAGUAUCAAAGAUUUUUGAAAGAGUAAAAAGAAGGAGGAAUUAAAUUCGCAUAGACAAAAGGAGAUCUAGAAUUACAAACCAGUUAAAAAUUUUAUAGUGCUUCUUAGAAAGAAUUUGGAAAUCUUUGAAAACAAUAGAAUUUUGGAGAAAGCCGCGGCGUUGUGUUUAAGGAGCGAGAUGUUUCUCUCGCUCCUCACUCCUGAUAAAAUAUGCCCGCGACACAUAAAAGCUUGCAAUGUUUAAAUACAGGGAUUAGCUGUGGCGAGCUGAAAGCGACUUAAGUCGUUUUCAUAUUUUCAUAUGAGAAAUUUUAGUUCCGUUAACCAAGUGAAAUUGAUCGUAUAGUUUGCAUCAACUUUGAAAAACUACGGUAUGAUAUUUUCUUAGCAGUAGUUCUAAAAGUUCCUUGAGCAUUCGCUGUUCAAAAUCAAGAGUUCCCUUUUUAUGAUAACCUUCAUAGUUGACAAAACAGGAAAACACCAUUAAACGUCCGUUGUUUCAGCAGUGACGCAUGCAGAAUAAAAACUUAUUAAACCGUUUGUCCCAACAACCGAUACUGUCGAUCAGCGUCCUAAUGUAUCUCCAUUAGUGAUCUUUACGAAACUAACAUCAACCUUCUUUGUCCACGUUCUUAACUUAUAUUUUUUUUUUCAAAUUCUUCUGAAAGGUCGACAAGCAACAGAGAGAAAAGGGAAUUAAAAGUGUGAAGCGAAAAAAAUAACAAGCCAUGAUAUCAUCCUAGUGCAUCACCUGGCUCGCUGUAUUCAGCUUACCGCGUCUGCUGCUAUAGUAACAGUGAACCUUCUAUCAAUCAUUCUUUUUACAAAAAAACACAGUCUUCGUACUCGUGCCAUGUACCUAGUUAUAAACUUAACCAUAGUUGAUAUGUUUGUCGGAGGAAUUUUCUCACUUUUCUCUAUUUGUAACCUUACUCUACUUAAGCGACAUUGUGCAAUUUCCGCACUUAACCCUGGAACUGAUGACACUAACAACUGGCUUUUUCUUCGUCUGGUUUCCUCUGACCUCUCUUGCAAACAUUGCUCAUUAAAAAGUGAGUCUACGGGGUAACAAUUGCUGUUCUUGUCUGGGUUUUACCUGCAAUGUUUAUUAUACUAAUCCUUAAGAAUCGAAUGUUUAACCAAAGUCCUAUAUUUAGCACAUCUAGUGGACCUUUAGUCUUUUCAUGUGGUAGCUUGGGGCACCCAACGACUGGUUUCUGUGAAAUAGCGGUUCGAAGAAGCACAUAUUAUCUAGAGAUUUCUAUAGCUCGAAAAAAGUUAAAAAUUCAUGGAUGAAUGUAUCAUUCAUCUCAGUUUUUCGAAGUUUUCAGUCCAUUAACUUCUCUGAUUGAAGUUGGGAAUGGGAUUUUCACUUUUCACUUGUCUUCCCAUAUUUGGUCAUCAUUCUCAAAAAUGGACUACUUAUAAUAAAUUUUGGGCUUUAAAAUCAGUAACGGAAAGAUGUACAUCGGAAAACGUUGAGUUUCUGUAUAUUUAAUAGCAUCAAAGAUUUUCGAAAAAGUAACAAUUAAAGCGCUAAUAAAUUCGCAUCGGCUGAAGAAGCCCAAGGAUGACCAAACAGAUGCAAAUUUUUGUAGAGUGUCCUAAAACGCAUUUGCCGAGCUGCCAACAAUCUUAAAGAUAUCCUUAAAUGGUUUUUUGAGUAAAUUUUGGAGAGAGGCGGCGUCGGAUAUGGUGGGCGGGUUGUAGAGCGAUGUUUCUCUCCUCCUCACUAUAAGAUAUACUUACCUAAAAAUACUUGCAAUGGAAAAUGUUAAAAUACAAGGAUUGUCCGAGCUAAGCCGCGACUUAAGGCCCUCUUCAGUCAUAUUUUCAUGAGAAAUUUCAGCUCCUUUAACCAAGUGAAAUUGUUCACGAAGAGUGAAACAUUUAAUUUUUUUCGGGUCUCACUAUCGACCGUUUGAUUGUCUUACAAGGGUUAACUGCAAUGAUAGUCACAUUUUCAUUUUGGUGAUCAAUUACUCCCUAUAUACCAAACAGACCUUCAAUAUUUUUAAAGAGCGAAAUAAAAAUGUUAAAAAAAGUAUUAAUGUAAUAGAUUCAAAUACAAUUUUAGCCACAGUUAGAUUGUUAGUUAACUAGUUAGUUAGUAGUACCCUUUGCAUUUUACCACGAACAUUUUUUGCGCCUGAUGUAAUAACAUAAUGUUUUAAGCUGUAUAUAUCUAGCCGGAUUUUUGAAAACGUUAUCGUCAAAUAGACCUUUUCCGUCGAACAGUUUUUUUCGGCCAAAAACUAUAUCCAGUAGCUCAUUAUAAAAACUAAGAGUGCAACCAUUGCUUUUUUUUCUUCUCCUCCUUUCCUGAUCUCCUCCGUCGCUCUUUCUUUUUCUCCUUUCCUUUUCCUUCGUUACUGUGAUUUUGGAGCCGUUCUCGGGCUUAAGAAACCUGCCUUUUGACGCCUUUUCAGUCAAAUGACUGCAAAUUUCGUUAGGUUGGUUUUCCAAAAAUCGGUUAGAUAUACUAUAAUAUAUUUAAUCAGCAGAUGUAGAGCCAUUUUCUUUGGAAAUGCUGUAAAUAAACCGCCGCCAUUAUGAUAAUGAUAAUUACUAUUAUUUAUACUCAGGUGAACGAGCGCUGAGUAGACGUUAAUUAGUUUUUAAAAAAUUCAGCUGGAACGAAAUUUAAUGCCGUCAGUUUUUAGUCAACCAAUAUAUCCUAAUCUCCCCUCAAAGGUCACUGAUAUUUUUUCCACAGGUGAAAACAAGGGUUUUCACUUCAGCUUUUGCGAAGGCAAUUUGAAAAACUGUAAGUUAAUAAAGGUGAGCUUCCUAAUUCGUCGAAUUAUUCAUGUAUCUUCACUACUGAUCUUUGAAAAACAGACGUCGACCUUGUUUGUUCACCUCCUACUUUUCCUUUCUAGGUAAUCAAACUUUAUUCAAUUCAAAUUCUUUCUAAAGGUAGACGAACAACAGAAGAGAACGGGUAAAAGUGUGAAGCGAAAAGGAGCGAAAGAAAACAAGUCAUGCUAUUAUCUUCAUCCGAGUGCAUCACUUGGUUUGCUGUAACCCUUACCGUGUGUGUUGCUAUAGUAACAGUGAACCUUCUAUCAAUCAUUCUUUUUAUAAAAAACCGCAGUCUUCGCACUCGUGCCAUGUACCUAGUUAUAAGCCUCACCAUAGCUGAUAUGUUUGUUGGAGGAUUUUCUCAAGUUCAUCCAUUUCGACUCCUCUCACUUCUCUCAUGCGACAUUGUGAAAAUGAACUUAAGCCAGGAACUGAAUGUGAUAAUUAACGUUCUCUUCUCCUGGUUUCCUCUGACCUCUCUAACAAACAUUGCAGUCAUUUCAUUAGAUCGGAUGCAUGCAACAAUUCGUCCCUUCAGGCAUCGCCUCAUCAAAAAGUGGGUAUACGGGGUAACAAUUGCUGGUGUCUGGGUUUUAGCUGCAAUGGCAUCAACUGCCACUUUAAAACUUGGGCAAUAUGAGAAGGAAUGGUCGUAUCUUAUUUACUUAUGGCAAUCAUACAUUUGUUUGUGCCUUUUAGUUAUCUGUGUUUCUUACUCUUCCAUUGUUGUCAAAUUUUUGUGUGGAGCGCAUCCCCAGCGCCAUGGUGCAGAUAACAGACAAAGGAAACUGACCGUAACAUUAUUCAUAAUAACUAUCGUAUCCUUACUGAUGUGGCUACCAUAUGCGGUUUUUAAUUUUCUUCUAUUUCAAUCUUUGCCUAGUACCAUGGAAUUCCUUUCUUCCGAGAAAUUAGUACGUUUGGAGCUUUCUUUAUUCAUUCUAUCUUUGAUGAACUCGCUUGUUAAUCCCAUUGUUUACACAAUCAGAUUGCCAGAGUUUAGGAAAGCUCUCCUGCUGUUAUUUAAACGUCAACGAAGACAAAAUGCCCGAGAUAUUCCUCUUCAUGCGCUUUAA
This is a messenger RNA of Porites lobata, 24146 nucleotides long. The record is from the annotation of a GenBank genome assembly. Lineage: Eukaryota; Metazoa; Cnidaria; Anthozoa; Scleractinia; Poritidae.